AUGGAGUUCCCGGCUUUCCGCUCGGCGGAGUGGAUGGCCAGCGCCUUCGCGCGAGCCGCGCCCGCGGCCUCUCUCGCUGCUGACUCGGCUGAGCGUCCGAGGGAGCUCGGAGAGAAGCCAACCGACAAAGAUCGCCCCCCGUCACCGGUCCCCCCUCUCGUCCCGCCCAGCUUUUGCUUCCGCAACUUCGAUCCAGUGCCUGCGUAUCUCGCGUCCUUUCCGACUGCUGGGCUGUACAUGCAGCGUGUGCAGCAAGUGAAGUGGACGAUCAAGCGAGCGUUGUUUCGGCAGUGUCUCUUCAAGAUCCAAAACGUCGAAGUUCUGGAGAUGAAACGCUGCAAACGCCCGCGCCGCCUCGUGUCCAGCGACAUUCGGUACGACGCAGAGAGCGAGCGAAGAGCGUCUCUCGCGCCGUCCUCGCUGUCGCGCGCGUCUCUGGACGAGACGCCAGUGGCUGCUUUCUCCUCCGCGCAGCCCGCGGCUGCUCGCGCCUCAGACUCCUCUCCUAUCGCCCUUCCCUCGUUGCCUUCGCUCCCGACUGCAGCUUCUUCGUCGGUCUCAGAGAGACUUCGGCGGUGGCGUAGAGACGCGCAGCGGGACGAGGAGACGCUCCGCGAAGAAAUCUGGAAAGUCGACCGCUGCGGGUCUCUCAGAGAGUAUCGAAUCAUAAUCUCGCGCGAUCGAGCCACGAAGGACUUCUUUAGUGUGUCUGUACAGCCUGUGGCGUGGAGCGACUGGCUGCGGCAGAAGUACUUCAAUUUCUUCGACAAAACUGUCGAUGCUGAGGAGUGA
This is a messenger RNA of Neospora caninum, 792 nucleotides long. RefSeq lists its product as hypothetical. The transcript has a single exon. The coding region runs from base 1 to 792 and encodes 263 amino acids. NCBI's taxonomy places the organism in Eukaryota, Apicomplexa, Conoidasida, Eucoccidiorida, Sarcocystidae. The record is from RefSeq and is a predicted model, not a curated record.